AUGGAUAGGCGCUUGCUCGUGAUAUUGAUGGGGCGUUGUCUGGUAGGCAGCCAGCCAGGCAGCGAGGCGGUCGACAGGGCAGCCAGCAAGGCAACCAACGAGGCCACCGACACAGCACCCGGCAAGGCAACCAAUGAGGCAGCCAACGAGACAACCAACGAGGCAGCCAACGAGACAACCAACGAGGCAGCCAACGAGACAGCCAACAAAGCAGCCAACGAGGCAGCCAUCGAGGCAGCCAGCAAGGCAGCCAACAGGCAGCCGAGCAGGCAGGCCACCAGGAACCAGCACGUCGCAAUGCGCCGCUUGCAUGACAGCGGCAUGGGCGUCAAGAGGAUCGCCGCGGCCUUGAGCCGCUCCACGGACACCGUCUCGAAGCAUUUGUUCAAAAAGAACACGACCAAGAAGUCCAAGGGCCGUCCGAAGCAUUCCAUCCGCACCCCCAAAGGGUUUCUCGCUGCCCAGCGCGCUUACAAGAAGCUUCUGAAGUCCUCGGGCGGCACAAAGGAAGUGACGGCAGCCAUGCUGAAGUCCGAGAUGAAGUUGAAAUGCAACAUCAAGACAGUGCGCCGCGCGUUUGCUGAGAAUGGCUACCAGUUCCGCCCGCUGUACGAGAAGCCUGACCUUUCGGAUGGGGACAAGAAGGAGCGCCUGCAGUGGGCCCGCGAGCACAAGCACCGGAGCCCCAGCCAGUGGUCACAGUACGUCCACGCGUGCAUGGACAACAAGGUGUUCCAGGUGCUGCCCAAUGCGAAGUACAGGAAGGUGGCGGCAAAGCGCAAGGUUCGCGGGGUGUACAGGAAGCGCAAGCGGGACUUCUCCGUGGGCCACGUCAAGCCGAGCAACCCUAAGGUUCUCGGGCUGGCGCAAAUCGGAGACCGCGCCGAGGCCACUCAGCGCCAGGUUCUGAAGCAGAGUUCGGGCAAGGGCUCCGUGACCAUCGCGUGCGCCAUCGGCGCGGGCAAGGUGUUGAUGUGGCACCAGGUGGUCGGCAGGUGGAACGCCGCAGCCGCGGGGCGAAUGUACUCGGGGGCGCUCCAGCCCGCUUUGAAGAGGGCCUACCCUUCCGUGCGCGGCAAGUUCCGCGUCAUGGAAGACAACGACCCCACGGGCUACAAAUCUCGCUCGGGCAUGGCGGCGAAGAAGUCCGCUGGCAUCCAGACGUUGGACUUGCCGAAGCGGUCCCCUGAUCUGAUGCCGCUUGAUUUCGCCUUCUGGGCCAAUCUGAACAAGCGCAUGAGGGGACAGGAGAAAGACUGGCCCGCGAGCAAGACGGAGACGCGGGCGCAGUACCUGGCCCGGCUGCGCCGCACGGCGUUGGCGACGCCUUCUGAGUACAUCCACAGCAUCAUGGGCAGCCUGCACAAGCGCUGCGGCUUGUUGGUCGAGGCGAAGGGCGGCCACUUCGCCGAGGGCGGGAGCCAGUCGCGGUCCACGAUCAAGACCAAUCCGUGCGUCCACCGCCCUUGCGGCUACAGGACCAGCAGGCCAGAGAAGCGCCGCAGGCUCGUGGGGAAGCAGAGCCAGCAGACGGCGCUCCUCGAGCACGUCGUCGGCGAGGAGAACAGGAACGCCUCGCGGGAGGUCUACUUGGUGACUCUGCCGCACACGGACAAGGAGGGUCUCAGAGCGCCAGCGGCUUUCUCGCGGGAGGAGGUCCGCGACGCUUUCCUGGAUUGCUGCGGCGCUCCGGACGCCGACCCCGCGUGGCUCGCAAGCCACCGCGGGCAGGGGGCCGCGCCCGUCGGGGUCAAGAAGCUGGUGGUAUUCAAAGAAUACCACGCGCCAGUGGCAGGCGUCCGGCGGGCGCACUACCACGUGGCCUUGCACUUGGGCAAGAAGAGCAAGUUCCUGACCGUGAAGCGGGCCUUGCUCAACAGGUACCAACUCGCCUCUCACUGGUCCUGCAGCCACGACGGGUACUGGUCGGCCGUCGGGUACUGCGCGAACGCGACGCCCAAGAAGCCGCGGAGCGCCCUGGACGUUGACUACUUGGCUUGGCCCGCGGACCACCCGCCGCUGUCCGCGGCGAAGAGGGAGCCGACGACCGCCCGCGCUUUGGAGAAGCGCAGGACCGCGCGGGAGCAGGUCGAGGGCGAGAAGGGGAAGCCAGAGCCUCGCGUCGAGGAGGUGGACCUGUGGCCGAUAGUGGUCAGGUCUGGGAUCCGGAAUACUCCGGACGACCCCCACGCAGUGCGCAAGUUGAUGGCGUACGCUAAGACGUCCUGCUCGCACAAGGUGGUUGCCUGGAUGUUCAAGAACGAGCACGUGUUGGAGAAGAUCAUCGACAAGGCCUGGGCGCGGGAGAACGUGGACAGCUUCCUCGAAGACGCGACGAAUCCCGUCAUGCAGCAGUUCAAGGAGGCCUUGCGGACGCCUUGCGUUUGCGGCGGCCGCUGGUUGCACCACGUCCGCGAAAGCCUGUCGAUGAAUCGCAUCGACGUCCCCGACCUGUGCAGCAGCAUCUUGAUGUCCCUGAAGCACGGUCGGUCCGAGGCGGCCCCGGUGGUCACCUUGGCUGGGCGCUUCGGCGGAGAGGGGAAGUCUCUUCUCUUCUCGGCGGUUCGGCCGCUGUUCGGCGGUGAGCACGUGCAGGAGAGGCCAGGCGGGGGGCAGUUUUGCCUCCACGGCUUGGACAAGGCCAAGGCCGCGGUGCUGGACGAGUGGAUGUUCAUCGAUGAGGACCUCCCCCUGUCCAUCCAGCUCCUGUGGCUUGAGGGCAAGCCCGUGCCCAUCACCAUGCCCCAGAACCAGCACGUCGGGCACAAGGUGUACAUGGGGUCCGCCCCGAUUUUUGUCACCUGCCCCGAGACGGCGCUGGCGGGCCUCUCGACCGAGUCGUCGCAGCGCCCGCAGGGGCAGGCUGGCAUGCUGCUCCGGCGGCUGAAACUGUAUUUAUUCACUGUGCCGAUUCCCAAGCCGCCGGCCCCGAAGCUAGUGCCGUGCCCGCGCUGUUUCUCGACCCUCGUCACUAGCGAGGCUUUCAGGAAAGCAGCUGGCGAGGCAGCCAACAAGCCAGCCAACGAAGCAGCCUACGAGGCACCCAGCGAGGCGGCCAACGAGGCAACUGGCGAAGCAGCCAGCGAGGCGGCCAACGAGGUAGCCCACGAGGCACGAGGCAGCCAACGAGGUAGCCCACGAGGCAGCCAGCCAGGCAGCGAGGCGGUCGACAGGGCAGCCAGCAAGGCACCCAACGAGGCCACCGACACAGCACCCGGCAAGGCAACCAACGAGGCAGCCAACGAGACAACCAACGAGGCAGCCAACGAGACAACCAACGAGGCAGCCAACGAGACAACCAACGAGGCAGCCAACGAGACAGCCAACAAAGCAGCCAACGAGGCAGCCAUCGAGGCAGCCAGCAAGGCAGCCAACAGUCAGCCGAGCAGGCAGGCCACCAGGAACCAGCACGUCGCAAUGCGCCGCUUGCAAGACGGCGGCAUGGGCGUCAAGAGGAUCGCCGCGGCCUUGAGCCGCUCCACGGACACCGUCUCGAAGCAUUUGUUCAAAAAGAACACGACCAAGAAGUCCAAGGGCCGCCCGAAGCAUUCCAUCCGCACCCCCAAAGGGUUUCUCGCUGCCCAGCGCGCUUACAAGAAGCUGCUGAAGUCCUCGGGCGGCACAAAGGAAGUGACGGCAGCCAUGCUGAAGUCCGAGAUGAAGUUGAAAUGCGACAUCAAGACAGUGCGCCGCGCGUUUGCUGAGAAUGGCUACCAGUUCCGCCCGCUGCACGAGAAGCCUGACCUUUCGGAGGGGGACAAGAAGGAGCGCCUGCAGUGGGCCCGCGAGCACAAGCACCGGAGCCCCAGCCAGUGGUCACAGUAUGUCCACGCGUGCAUGGACAAGAAGGUGUUCCAGGUGCUGCCCAAUGCGAAGUACAGGAAGGUGGCGGCAAAGCGCAAGGUUCGCGGGGUGCACAGGAAGCGCAAGCGGGACUUCUCCGUGGGCCACGUCAAGCCGAGCAACCCUAAGGUUCUCGGGCUGGCGCAAAUCGGAGACCGCGCCGAGGCCACUCAGCGCCAGGUUCUGAAGCAGAGUUCGGGCAAGGGCUCCGUGACCAUCGCGUGCGCCAUCGGCGCGGGCAAGGUGUUGAUGUGGCACCACGUGGUCGGUAGGUGGAACGCCGCAGCCGCGGGGCGAAUGCACUCGGGGGCGCUCCAGCCCGCUUUGAGGAGGGCCUACCCUUCCGUGCGCGGCAAGUUCGGCGCCAUGGAAGACAACGACCCCACGGGCUACAAAUCUCGCUCGGGCAUGGGGACAGGAGAAGACUGGCUCGCGAGCAAGACGGAUACGCGGGCGCAGUACCUGGCCAGGCUGCGCCGCACGGCGUUGGCGACGCCGUCUGAGUACAUCCACAGCAUCAUGGGCAGCCUGCACAAGCACUGCGGCUUGUUGGUCGAGGCGAAGGGCGGCCACUUCGCCGAGGGCGGUGGGUGCAAGGGGCGCGCCAGGCGCGCCAAGUGCACCGCGUGCGACAGGCCAGAGAAGCGCCGCAGGCUCGUGGGGAAGCAGAGCCAGCAGACGGCGCUCCUCGAGCACGUCGUCGGCGAGGAGAACAGAAACGCCUCGCGGGAGGUCUACUUGGUGACUCUGCCGCACACGGACAAGGAGGGUCUCAGAGCGCCAGCGGCUUUCUCGCGGGAGGAGGUCCGCGACGCUUUCCUGGAUUGCUGCGGCGCUCCGGACGCCGACCCCGCGUGGCUCGCAAGCCGCCGCGGGCAGGGGGCCGCGCCCGUCGGGGUCAAGAAGCUGGUGGCAUUCAAAGAAUACCACGCGCCAGUGGCAGGCGUCCGGCGGGCGCACUACCGCGUGGCAUUGCACCUGGGCAAGAAGAGCAAGUUCCGGACCGUGAAGCGGGCCUUGCUCAACAGGUACCAACUCGCCUCUCACUGGUCCUGCAGCCACGACGGGCACUGGUCGGCCGUCGGGUACUGCGCGAACGCGACGCCCAAGAAGCCGCGGAGCGCCCUGGACGUUGACUACUUGGCUUGGCCCGCGGACCACCCGCCGCUGUCCGCGGCGAAGAGGGAGCCGACGACCGCCCGCGCCUUGGAGAAGCGCAGGACCGCGCGGGAGCAGGUCGAGGGCGAGAAGGGGAAGCCAGGGCCUCGCGUCGAGGAAGUGGACCUGUGGCCGAUAGUGGUCAGGUCUGGGAUCCGGAAUACUCCGGACGACCCCCACGCAGUGCGCAAGUUGAUGGCGUACGCUAAGACGUCCUGCUCGCACAAGGUGGUUGCCUGGAUGUUCAAGAACGAGCACGUGCUGGAGAAGAUCAUCGACCAGGCCUGGGCGUGGGAGAACGUGGACAGCUUCCUCGAAGACGCGACGAAACCCGUCAUGCAACAGUUCAAGGAGGUGUUCCAGGUGCUGCCCAAUGCGAAGUACAGGAAGGUGGCGGCAAAGCGCAAGGUUCGCGGGGUGUACAGGAAGCGCAAGCGGGUCUUCUCCGUGGGCCACGUCAAGCCGAGCAACCCUAAGGUUCUCGGGCUGGCGCAAAUCGGAGACCGCGCCGCGGCCACUCAGCGCCAGGCCAGUGGCCGACGGCGCGCUCUGAUUUGGCUCGCCCCCAGGUUCUUGAAGCAGAGUUCGGGCAAGGGCUCCGUGACCAUCGCGUGCGCCAUCGGCGCGGGCAAGGUGUUGAUGUGGCACCAGGUGGUCGGCAGGUGGAACGCCGCAGCCGCGGGGCGAAUGUACUCGGGGGCGCUCCAGCCCGCUUUGAAGAGGGCCUACCCUUCCGUGCGCGGCAAGUUCCGCGUCAUGGAAGACAACUACCCCACGGGCUACAAAUCUCGCUCGGGCAUGGCGGCGAAGAAGUCCGCUGGCAUCCAGACGUUGGACUUGCCGAAGCGGUCCCCUGAUCUGAUGCCGCUUGAUUUCGCCUUCUGGGCCAAUCUGAACAAGCGCAUGAGGGGGCAGGAGAAGGACUGGCCAGAGAAGCGCCGCAGGCUCGUGGGGAGGCAGAGCCAGCAGACGGCGCUCCUCGAGCACGUCGUCGGCGAGGAGAACAGGAACGCCUCGCGGGAGGUCUACUUGGUGACUCUGCCGCACACGGACAAGGGGGGUCUCAGAGCGCCAGCGGCUUUCUCGCGGGAGGAGGUCCGCGACGCUUUCCUGGAUUGCUGCGGCGCUCCGGACGCCGACCCCGCGUGGCUCGCAAGCCGCCGCGGGCAGGGGGCCGCGCCCGUCGGGGUCAAGAAGCUGGUGGUAUUCAAAGAAUACCACGCGCCAGUGGCAGGCGUCCGGCGGGCGCACUACCACGUGGCAUUGCACCUGGGCAAGAAGAGCAAGUUCCUGACCGUGAAGCGGGCCUUGCUCAACAGGUACCAACUCGCCUCUCACUGGUCCUGCAGCCACGACGGGCACAGGUCGGCCGUCGGGCACUGCGCGAACGCGACGCCCAAGAAGCCGCGGGGCGCCCUGGACGUUGACUACUUGGCUUGGCCCGCGGACCACCCGCCGCUGUCCGCGGCGAAGAGGGAGCCGACGACCGCCCGCGCCUUGGAGAAGCGCAGGACCGCGCGGGAGCAGGUCGAGGGCGAGAAGGGGAAGCCAGAGCCUCGCGUCGAGGAGGUGGACCUGUGGCCGAUAGUGGUCAGGUCUGGGAUCCGGAAUACUCCGGACGACCCCCACGCAGUGCGCAAGUUGAUGGCGUACGCUAAGACGUCCUGCUCGCACAAGGUGGUUGCCUGGAUGUUCAAGAACGAGCACGUGCUGGAGAAGAUCAUCGACAAGGCCUGGGCGCGGGAGAACGUGGACAGCUUCCUCGAAGACGCAACGAAACCCGUCAUGCAACAGUUCAAGGAGGCCUUGCGGACGCCUUGCGUUUGCGGCGGCCGCUGGUUGCACCACGUCCGCGAAAGCCUGUCGAUGAAUCGCAUCGACGUCCCCGACCUGUGCAGCAGCAUCUUGAUUUCCCUGAAGCACGGUCGGUCCGAGGCGGCCCCGGUGGUCACCUUGGCUGGGCGCUUCGGCGGAGAGGGGAAGUCUCUUCUCUUCUCGGCGGUUCGGCCGCUGUUCGGCGGUGAGCACGUGCAGGAGAGGCCAGGCGGUGGGCAGUUUUGCCUCCACGGCUUGGACAAGGCCAUGGCCGCGGUGCUGGACGAGUGGAUGUUCAUCGAUGAGGACCUCCGCCUGUCCAUCCAGCUCCUGUGGCUGGAGGGCAAGCCCGUGCCCAUCACCAUGCCCCAGAACCAGCACGUCGGGCACAAGGUGUACAUGGGGUCCGCCCCGAUUUUGGUCACCUGCCCCGAGACGGCGCUGGCGGGCCUCUCGUCCGAGUCGUCGCAGCGCCCGCAGGGGCUGGCUGGCAUGCUGCUCCGGCGGCUGAAACUGUACUUAUUCACUGUGCCGAUUCCCAAGCCGCCGGCCCCGAAGCUAGUGCCGUGCCCGCGCUGUUUCUCGACCCUCGUCACAAGCGAGGCUUUCAGGAAAGCAGCUGGCGAGGCAGCCAACAAGGCAGCCAACGAAGCAGCCUACGAGGCACCCAGCGAGGCGGCCAACGAGGCAACUGGCGAAGCAGCCAGCGAGGCGGCCAACGAGGUAGCCCACGAGGCACGAGGCAGCCAACGAGGUAGCCCACGAGGCAGCCAGCCAGGCAGCGAGGCGGUCGACAGGGCAGCCAGCAAGGCAACCAACGAGGCCACCGACACAGCACCCGGCAAGGCAACCAACGAGGCAGCCAACGAGACAACCAACGAGGCAGCCAACGAGACAACCAACGAGGCAGCCAACGAGACAACCAACGAGGCAGCCAACGAGACAGCCAACAAAGCAGCCAACGAGGCAGCCAUCGAGGCAGCCAGCAAGGCAGCCAACAGGCAGCCGAGCAGGCAGGCCACCAGGAACCAGCACGUCGCAAUGCGCCGCUUGCAUGACGGCGGCAUGGGCGUCAAGAGGAUCGCCGCGGCCUUGAGCCGCUCCACGGACACCGUCUCGAAGCAUUUGUUCAAAAAGAACACGACCAAGAAGUCCAAGGGCCGCCCGAAGCAUUCCAUCCGCACCCCCAAAGGGUUUCUCGCUGCCCAGCGCGCUUACAAGAAGCUUCUGAAGUCCUCGGGCGGCACAAAGGAAGUGACGGCAGCCAUGCUGAAGUCCGAGAUGAAGUUGAAAUGCGACAUCAAGACAGUGCGCCGCGCGUUUGCUGAGAAUGGCUACCAGUUCCGCCCGCUGUACGAGAAGCCUGACCUUUCGGAUGGGGACAAGAAGGAGCGCCUGCAGUGGGCCCGCGAGCACAAGCACCGGAGCCCCAGGCAGUGGUCACAGUACGUCCACGCGUGCAUGGACAACAAGGUGUUCCAGGUGCUGCCCAAUGCGAAGUACAGGAAGGUGGCGGCAAAGCGCAAGGUUCGCGGGGUGUACAGGAAGCGCAAGCGGGACUUCUCCGUGGGCCACGUCAAGCCGAGCAACCCUAAGGUUCUCGGGCUGGCGCAAAUCGGAGACCGCGCCGAGGCCACUCAGCGCCAGGUUCUGAAGCAGAGUUCGGGCAAGGGCUCCGUGACCAUCGCGUGCGCCAUCGGCGCGGGCAAGGUGUUGAUGUGGCACCAGGUGGUCGGCAGGUGGAACGCCGCAGCCGCGGGGCGAAUGUACUCGGGGGCGCUCCAGCCCGCUUUGAAGAGGGCCUACCCUUCCGUGCGCGGCAAGUUCCGCGUCAUGGAAGACAACGACCCCACGGGCUACAAAUCUCGCUCGGGCAUGGCGGCGAAGAAGUCCGCUGGCAUCCAGACGUUGGACUUGCCGAAGCGGUCCCCUGAUCUGAUGCCGCUUGAUUUCGCCUUCUGGGCCAAUCUGAACAAGCGCAUGAGGGGGCAGGAGAAGGACUGGCCCGCGAGCAAGACGGAGACGCGGGCGCAGUACCUGGCCCGGCUGCGCCGCACGGCGUUGGCGACGCCUUCUGAGUACAUCCACAGCAUCAUGGGCAGCCUGCACAAGCGCUGCGGCUUGUUGGUCGAGGCGAAGGGCGGCCACUUCGCCGAGGGCGGGAGCCAGUCGCGGUCCACGAUCAAGACCAAUCCGUGCGUCCACCGCCCUUGCGGCUACAGGCCAGAGAAGCGCCGCAGGCUCGUGGGGAAGCAGAGCCAGCAGACGGCGCUCCUCGAGCACGUCGUCGGCGAGGAGAACAGGAACGCCUCGCGGGAGGUCUACUUGGUGACUCUGCCGCACACGGACAAGGAGGGUCUCAGAGCGCCAGCGGCUUUCUCGCGGGAGGAGGUCCGCGACGCUUUCCUGGAUUGCUGCGGCGCUCCGGACGCCGACCCCGCGUGGCUCGCAAGCCACCGCGGGCAGGGGGCCGCGCCCGUCGGGGUCAAGAAGCUGGUGGUAUUCAAAGAAUACCACGCGCCAGUGGCAGGCGUCCGGCGGGCGCACUACCACGUGGCCUUGCACCUGGGCAAGAAGAGCAAGUUCCUGACCGUGAAGCGGGCCUUGCUCAACAGGUACCAACUCGCCUCUCACUGGUCCUGCAGCCACGACGGGUACUGGUCGGCCGUCGGGUACUGCGCGAACGCGACGCCCAAGAAGCCGCGGAGCGCCCUGGACGUUGACUACUUGGCUUGGCCCGCGGACCACCCGCCGCUGUCCGCGGCGAAGAGGGAGCCGACGACCGCCCGCGCUUUGGAGAAGCGCAGGACCGCGCGGGAGCAGGUCGAGGGCGAGAAGGGGAAGCCAGAGCCUCGCGUCGAGGAGGUGGACCUGUGGCCGAUAGUGGUCAGGUCUGGGAUCCGGAAUACUCCGGACGACCCCCACGCAGUGCGCAAGUUGAUGGCGUACGCUAAGACGUCCUGCUCGCACAAGGUGGUUGCCUGGAUGUUCAAGAACGAGCACGUGUUGGAGAAGAUCAUCGACAAGGCCUGGGCGCGGGAGAACGUGGACAGCUUCCUCGAAGACGCGACGAAACCCGUCAUGCAGCAGUUCAAGGAGGCCUUGCGGACGCCUUGCGUUUGCGGCGGCCGCUGGUUGCACCACGUCCGCGAAAGCCUGUCGAUGAAUCGCAUCGACGUCCCCGACCUGUGCAGCAGCAUCUUGAUGUCCCUGAAGCACGGUCGGUCCGAGGCGGCCCCGGUGGUCACCUUGGCUGGGCGCUUCGGCGGAGAGGGGAAGUCUCUUCUCUUCUCGGCGGUUCGGCCGCUGUUCGGCGGUGAGCACGUGCAGGAGAGGCCAGGCGGGGGGCAGUUUUGCCUCCACGGCUUGGACAAGGCCAAGGCCGCGGUGCUGGACGAGUGGAUGUUCAUCGAUGAGGACCUCCCCCUGUCCAUCCAGCUCCUGUGGCUGGAGGGCAAGCCCGUGCCCAUCACCAUGCCCCAGAACCAGCACGUCGGGCACAAGGUGUACAUGGGGUCCGCCCCGAUUUUUGUCACCUGCCCCGAGACGGCGCUGGCGGGCCUCUCGUCCGAGUCGUCGCAGCGCCCGCAGGGGCAGGCUGGCAUGCUGCUCCGGCGGCUGAAACUGUAUUUAUUCACUGUGCCGAUUCCCAAGCCGCCGGCCCCGAAGCUAGUGCCGUGCCCGCGCUGUUUCUCGACCCUCGUCACAAGCGAGGCUCUUAAGUUCAAGCCCAA
This is a messenger RNA of Prorocentrum cordatum, 10550 nucleotides long. Lineage: Eukaryota; Dinophyceae; Prorocentrales; Prorocentraceae. The record is from the annotation of a GenBank genome assembly.